AUGUCAGAAGUAGCCAGUGUAACAGAUGCUCAAAUCGAGAAGUUUUCUCUUUUGUAUAAAGAGAGAAGGAAAGUGCAGAUGAUGCGCUUCUUUGGUGUAACGGCUUUAACUUUGAUCUCUGCUAGACUUGCGUUCAAAGGUGUCGCAUCUCGUAAAUAUAUUCCUACUAUGUUUCAAUUGAAUCAUAAGCCUCCCCCAUUUUCAUACAAAGGUGAAGUUGUCAAUGCCUUGGCAUAUGGAACCGCAUUAUCCACUGGUGGAUUUGCAAUGCUUGGUUUUGGUCUAUGCUGGAUAUGGGACGUUUCGACACUCAAGGAAUUGGGAAAUAAAUUGAAGGAACUUAUGGGAGACGGUUCUGAAAAGGACAAGUUAGUUUCUACUAAUAUGGAUCUUGACGAAGACACACAGAAGGUCGCAGAUGCAUUAGAAGCAAUGCUUUCCACCAAGAAAUAA
Kluyveromyces lactis is the source of this 453-nucleotide messenger RNA. RefSeq names its product Aim11p (gene AIM11). The record is from RefSeq and is a predicted model, not a curated record. Gene Ontology annotation, cellular component: mitochondrion. The transcript has 2 exons. NCBI's taxonomy places the organism in Eukaryota, Fungi, Ascomycota, Saccharomycetes, Saccharomycetales, Saccharomycetaceae. Bases 1 to 453 code for a protein of 150 amino acids.